UUCAGUAAAACUGUGAAUUUGGUUACCUAUUUGGAGAUGUUGUGCCAAUUCCAUCAAAAAACAUUUCAUCUUCCCUUUAUGUCAUAUUAAUACCUGUGUUUUGUCAUAUUUUGUCUUGCCGGGCAGGUGCACCACUCGGGAAAAGUCAAGAAAACUGUUCCCCACCUCCUCCAUUUGCAGGAGCUCGGUUCAUGGUUUGGUCUGACCCUGGCUCGAGGCAGGACCCAAGGAUAACUCCAGUCAAACACACAGAGUCAUCAUGGAGGACCGAUCAUCCCCUCAUACCUUCUCCAAUGUACACCAUCAUCGCCACCGCCUGUCCUUUCACCUCACCUUGCCUGGCCUUCAAACCCUGGAAGCUGGAUACCCAUCCUCUCUGCUCCCUUCUCUGGAUGCCUUGGAAUCAUAUGGAAGUACAGGAGAGGAACCUGCAACCUUAUUUCCAAAUUCAAACACGUCGUCUUGGGGAAGACGUGAGAGUACUGACAGUGACAAAGGCCUUGCGAAUUUAAGUGAAAGUGGUUUGGAAGGAGAUGCUAGCUUAGGAGGUCACCUUGACAGAAAUGGCACUUAUGGCAGCCAUUUUGCUGAGCCGUGGUACGGCAGUGGGAAAACCGAGGACAUUUGGGAUGACGGAGAAAGUUGUGAAAGCCCAACAGAUGAUUUUUAUAGCACAUCUCAUUCCUACGAGAACACAAUUGAUGCUUUCUUUCCCAGAAGCAGUGAUAAAAGAGAGGGGGAUUUUAGUUUUGGGUGCAAUCACAGAGCCCGAGCUAAUUCUAAUAGCUGUGAUAACGUUAGUGUUGAAGCUAAAAGUGAGAUAGUUUACAACAGGGGACCUAACAUUAUUAAACAAAAUCUCCCAUACAACAGAAGCAAAACUGGUCGGUUUAGUGACAGCAGUGUGGACUAUUGUGGGACAGAUUCUUGGGUCAAUGAUAACUACUUUGGGAAGGAAGAAGGGUCCAGCAGUGGCUCCACUGAGGAUCAGCUUCCACCACUAGAGGCGCUGCGAACACCCCGACUGAGCAACUCUCCUAGUCAAACAGCAUGUGGCGGAUGGCAAGGAGGUCAGUCGUCAUGUCCACCAGUGAGAUCUCCUUUAGGCACUGAUACUGGGACAUACACCCAGAAAUUGGACUCUUUCUCAGAGGCUUUUCUCUCCCAGCGGAAGAGAAGAUUUCCCAUGAUUCCGAUUGGGGAUUCCUUUGGACACUGGGAAGGAGAAGUAACUGGUUCAACCAAGUCGAGCCACAACUGUGCUUUUGAUUCCAACUCCUUCCUGCCUCCAUCCUCCUCGUCUCCUGCUCAUCUUUCAGUUCCAUCAUUCCCCUCACCUCCUGCAACCUCUCACUUCAUGUCUUCAGUCCUUAGUCCUCCUCCCACACCUUUGCCCCCUCCUCCGGUUCUGUCACCCUUCAAAAUGGACUCUCCCGGUGCACCUGGGGGAACCGGUCAUUCAGAAGCACUUAGUACGAUCCAGUGUUUCCCACCAUGUAUUAAGUCUCUCCCUCCUGCCCACUCCUCUGGGAUAAUGUGGAAGUUUCCACUGCUGUCACAUUGCUUCCCACAUUUGUCCGGUGACCCCAACAAUUCUGAGGGUGACCUAAGAGCUUUGCACAGCAAUGACUACAACACCAUCACAGGCUCACAUGACCUCCAUCAGAGCCCCGAAUCAUCGCUCCCGCCUCCUGCAUUAAAUCGAACAUCUCUCCAUCUGUCCAGAGCUCUCUGUCCUGCCAAAAUUCCUGCACUCCAUCCUCCUUUCUGCGCUCCCUCUCCUCCGUCGGGCCAACGCCGUGAUUCAGGAGAAAAGAUCGCACAUCCUGUGGUUUCCCAGAAAGGAAAGAACCGAUCACAACUAAAGCAGCAAUCUGCUUCAGUCUACACUGGAACUCCAUUUCCCAGUAUCCUUCACUCCAGCAAGCAUCCAGAGAGGAGCCACUACACUCCUCGUCCCCUCCUCUGUCCAGUCCGUCGAGGGACAGGGCUCUACUCCUCCCUGUCCUCUCUCCAUCACAGUGAAGACGGGGCAGCAGACAUUAAGGAGGAGCACGAUGUGUCCCCGCACAUCAACUUGGGUUCGGAUUUCCAGGCUGAGCUGCUGUCUUGCCCUACGGAGGAUGGAGGGUUGUGGGUGGGGUCACCGGAAGAAGAGUUUCCCAGGGAACAGUUGCUGUGGAAACCAUGGGACGAGUUGCAGGAGAGCAGCGACAUACAACAGCAAGUGGAGAAGCUGCUGUCCAUGUGUAGUUCCAGCUGCCUUCCAGGAGGGGGCAGUAACAUAGAGCUGGCUUUGCACUGUCUGCACCACUGUCAGGGAAAUACAAUGGCGACACUGGAGAUGUUAUUGUUCUCAGAGCCCUCACCGACAGGAGACUACCACUACUCUGGUAGUGAUUUGUGGACAGAUACCGAAAGGAUUUCCUUCAGUGCAGCUCUGGAGAUGUAUGGAAAAGACUUUUCCCUCAUACAAAAAAUGGUAAAAACGAAGACCGUGCAGCAGUGUGUUGAGUCGUACUACUUGAGGAAGAAGCUCCUGGAUAAGCAGAAAAAACAGAAGCAGGAGGAGGCCAGAGAAGUGGGCAUGGAGCAGCCGAAAAGUGUACCACCCAUCUGUCAACCAGUAAACAGGCAUUUUGGACUGCAAGAGGCGGUUCCUGUUCCCUCAUUGGCCAGCUUCUUCCCUUGCAAGCUGUGUGGCAAAAUGUUCUAUAAAAUCAAGUCUCGUAAUGCUCACAUGAAGAUCCACCGGCAGCCUCAGGAUGACUGGAAUGACAAGCGACUCCAGCACCAACUUCUCACCCAGCGUUUUGCCCUCAGUCGUCCCACCAACCAUAUUGUGCUUCCGACGCAAGUUCAACCCUUUUCCUCCUCUGGCCUCACAGUUACUUCUAGCAACAACAGCGAUGCAGAUAAUAUUCUCAACUCCAUUGCUGUUACCAGUAACCAUACCGCCACUGCCAGUGCCACUAGUGUUCUAGACCACAGCAGUGUACUCGCAUAUAGCGGCAGCACACCAAACUGUCAUAUUACCAACCCCAAUUCUGGCAUGAAUCAAAGAGACCCUGCUUCUGUCAUACCUGUCCACCAACCAUGGAGCUCAUUUGGACAUUGCCAAGAACCCAGUACCUUCUACUGCGAGCCAAAGGUGGAGGAACCCUUAGGUAUUGAGACCAUCGCAGAAAAGAGCCCAAUGAACUGGUCGUAGUGUUUAAUUCUACCAGAAUCAUUCCUGUCAGUGAGAUCUAAGAAACUCCUUCAAUCGUUUUCAAGUACUAUUGACCUAAAUAUGACAAAACUGCAUUUUGUAAAUUAUGUACUUAAAAGUAUAUUUAAUUUUUUUAUUCAGAGUUUGAAUAAAAU
This is a messenger RNA of Thalassophryne amazonica, 3366 nucleotides long. Its product is annotated as transcriptional-regulating factor 1-like. Gene Ontology annotation, biological process: regulation of transcription by RNA polymerase II; negative regulation of DNA-templated transcription. The transcript has 11 exons. NCBI's taxonomy places the organism in Eukaryota, Metazoa, Chordata, Actinopteri, Batrachoidiformes, Batrachoididae. The coding region runs from base 260 to 3211 and encodes 983 amino acids. Gene Ontology annotation, molecular function: transcription corepressor activity. Gene Ontology annotation, cellular component: transcription regulator complex; histone deacetylase complex. The record is from RefSeq and is a predicted model, not a curated record.